CGUGGUUGAUCAAGUACGUAAGUUAUGAGUAGUGAGCUCAAAUGCACUUUAAAAAAAACAAGGAGACUAUAAAUUCUUCUUUUCGUUCAUCUUUAAAUGGCCAUCCUAGUCUCUAGUGCCAAGGUUGCUGUUCUUCGCAGAUCCUCCAGGACUCCAUAGUUUUGGGUCUGCCUGUGGUCCAAUAUUUCUUUCUAAGCUUGUAGAUAGUUAAGGUCCUUCACUUUUAUUCGUCUAACUUUGUUGAGUUAACGUAACUGGAACAUGCUAUGACAAUCUACAGCCUGUGACCCUUGGGCUUCUAGAACCUGCGCACUGGAUCAGCGCUCUGAGAUAAGACGGCGUUAUCUUUGCUUGGUUCAUUUUUGUUGACUUAUGACUGGUGCUGUGUCAUUUUGAGGAAACGAAGCUUCGUCGACGCUUCGAAGAGUGAGAUCCCGAUUCUUGCUAUUCAAAUACUACUUCCUCAGACAAAAAGGAUGAUGAUGUUUAUUCCGACACCCAGCUGCGGCAGCUUGUGUCUGACGACCUUCAUCGUUUUGUUGACGGGGUCAGUGUCACAAGUGACGUCACGGAUCGACAAGUUCAAGGCCGCCGUGUACGAGCACGCAGUGGUGUUGCCUGACACAAAGGUCGUGGUGAGCAGGGCGGAAGCUUUGGCUGCUAUGGAGAUGAACCUCGUGACCUACUGGGAGCAGACUGCAAAAGCCAAAGAGCAGGAGAUUCGGGCUCUUCGUUUGCUUCGAUGUUCUGUUCCUUGAGCCCGCAGUUACUAUGGUAACCCAGCAUAACGUGACCAACAUCGUCUUCCCCACGGCCUGGAUGGACGCACUGCCCUUGCUGUCGGCCAUUGGCUUCCACUCCUCCUUCGCCCGCGGUCUGGGCGUGAACUUUCUGUCCUCCAAUCUCCACCUCCCAGACCGACGCUUUCACGGCAGCGGCAUCUACUCCCCCGAGGGCGUGAAGGAAUUUUACUACAACAGCUCCCACACGUCUCCGGGGAAACUUCUCGUGGCAGAACUCAACGUUCUUCUCACGCGCAACCCUCAGGGUGGGGUGGACGUUUCAGAAUUAAGUUCGGCAGCGAGUCUGGACUCUCAGAAAACUGGCGGAGAGACGGCAAAUGGGAGCAAUGCUGUUGUAGAAGAUUCGGGAAGCUCCAACUCAGAGGAGUUUCAGUCCCUGCUCUUUGAUGAUUCGUUCACGUUCAAAGCUCUGGAAGAAGACUCGGCUAACGUGUCUGUGUGUCAGAACAAGGUCUGUUGUCAUCUCAGCUACUCUAAAGAGAAUCUCGGAGGAGCGUCACCAGACGAUCUCUUUGCGCUCGGCGCUUUCGACGGGCUGCAUACUAAAGAAGGUCAGUACUACCUGCAGAUCUGUGCCCUGGUCAAGUGUUCUGACGCCGGGGAUCGCAAGUCGUGCGGGAACGUCACCUCAGUGUCGGACACAAUCUUCCACCAGCUGGACCUCCAUGGGGACUUCCAGACUCCGUUUGUCUACCCUCAGCUGAUUCUGAACUCGGCCUCAUCACGUGACAACCUGGCACUGGCCCCUCAAGACUCCUGGAGCUCCCAGCAUGGCGCAAUGUUCCUCAGACCUGGUCUCAGGGAUCCUGUACUUUCGGCUGCUCUGUUCGGGAGGGCGUAUGACAGAGAUGACGGUCAGGCGAAGUGCGCAGGCGCGAAAUGCGGUGGUGUCAAAGGCCCCGGAGAUAGUGCCAACCCAAAUGUUAAGGGAGGGUAUUUGACAACGUUCUUGACUUUGACAGUCCUCUUGUUUACUUUGUUCUAGCUUUUCGUGUGUGUACUACUAGCAAAGCAUGAUGCAAUCGGGUUUUUCCUUUUUUCAUGUAAUCUAUACAUAUUAUAUUUGUGAAAGUUCGUCACUUUCGCAGCCUAAAACUUCCGAACCAUUUAACUUUUAAAUCUGACAAAAAUUAAUGGUGGUUCAGAAUCAUUUAGAGGGUGCACAGAUUUAUUGAGAAGCCUGAAGUCACUGUAGUUUAAUUUUCAGCGUUUCAUUAGUUUCGUUUAGAUCUAAUCUUGGGAAAGUCCAUCU
Messenger RNA from Aplysia californica (California sea hare), 2055 nucleotides. Its product is annotated as pantetheinase. Gene Ontology annotation, molecular function: hydrolase activity, acting on carbon-nitrogen (but not peptide) bonds, in linear amides. Lineage: Eukaryota; Metazoa; Mollusca; Gastropoda; Aplysiida; Aplysiidae. The record is from RefSeq and is a predicted model, not a curated record.